Messenger RNA from Loxodonta africana (African savanna elephant), 4084 nucleotides. It is a transcript of the gene NPC1, whose product is annotated as NPC intracellular cholesterol transporter 1. NCBI's taxonomy places the organism in Eukaryota, Metazoa, Chordata, Mammalia, Proboscidea, Elephantidae. Gene Ontology annotation, cellular component: plasma membrane. The coding region runs from base 172 to 4056 and encodes 1294 amino acids. Gene Ontology annotation, biological process: cholesterol homeostasis; intestinal cholesterol absorption. The transcript is spliced from 25 exons. Gene Ontology annotation, molecular function: lipid carrier activity; cholesterol binding. The record is from RefSeq and is a predicted model, not a curated record.
CGACGCCUUCUCCCUUCCUGACCUGCGCGCGCAGCUCUCAGCUGCCCGCGCUUGCUCCCUCGCUCAGCCGGCGCUAGGUCCACAAACUCAGCCCAGGGAAGUGAGGCGGCACCCGGGACGUGGAGCCGAACGGACCCGAGCAUCUGUGACCAAGCUCCGUGCGGCGGCAACAUGAGAGCGCGCAGCCCGGCCCUCAGCAUCCUCUUGCUGCUGCUCUGUCUGGCGCAGGUGUUUUCCCAGUCCUGUGUUUGGUAUGGAGAGUGCGGGAUUGCUGCUGGAGAUAAGAGGUACAAUUGCAAAUAUUCUGGGCCACCAAAACCAUUGCCAAAGGAUGGGUAUGACUUGGUGCAGGAGCUCUGUCCGGGAUUCUUCUUUGACAACGUCAGUCUUUGUUGCGACGUUCAGCAGCUUCGGACGCUGAAAGACAACUUGCAGCUGCCUCUACAGUUUCUGUCCAGAUGUCCAUCCUGUUUUUAUAACCUAAUGAACCUGUUUUGUGAGCUGACCUGUAGCCCUCAACAGAGUCAGUUUCUGAAUGUCACAGCAACUAACGAUUACGUUGAUCCUGUUACAAAUGAGACAAAAACAAACGUAGAAGAGUUACAGUACUAUAUCGGAGACAGCUUUGCCAAUGCCAUGUACAACGCCUGCCGGGACGUAGAGGCCCCCUCGAGUAAUGACAAGGCCCUGGGGCUGCUGUGUGGGAAGGACGCCAAGGCCUGCAAUGCCACCAACUGGAUUGAGUACAUGUUCAGCAAGGACAACGGGCAGACUCCUUUCACCAUCACGCCCGUUUUUUCAGAUCUUCCAGUGCUUGGGAUGGAGCCCAUGAACAAUGCCACCAAGGGCUGCGACGAGGCUGUGGAUGAGGUCACGGGGCCCUGCAGCUGCCAGGACUGCUCAGUUGUCUGUGGCCCCAAGCCCCAGCCCCCGCCCCCUCCUGCACCUUGGAUAAUCUUUGGCUUGGACGCCAUGUAUGUCAUCAUGUGGAUCACCUACAUGGCGUUUGUCCUUGUGUUUUUUGGAUCAUUUUUUGCAGUGUGGUGCUACAGAAAACGGUAUUUUGUCUCUGAGUACACCCCCAUCGAUAGCAAUAUGGCAUUUUCCGUCAAUGCCAGUGACAAAGGAAUGGCUUGGCUCUUAACCUCCACCCUCCCUUCCUCUCCCGCCCUUCCAGGGGAGGCAUCCUGCUGCGACCCUCUUGGUGCAGCCUUUGAGGGCUGUUUGAGGCGGCUGUUCACACGGUGGGGAGUUUUCUGCGUCCGAAACCCCGGCUGCGUCGUCUUCUUCUCCCUGGUCUUCAUUGGCGUGUGCUCAUCGGGCCUGGUGUUUGUGCGGGUCACGACCAAUCCCAUUGACCUCUGGUCAGCCCCCAACAGCCAGGGGCGCCGCGAAAAGGAGUACUUUGACAUGCACUUUGGGCCUUUUUUCCGCACAGAGCAGCUCAUCAUCCGAUCCCCCCACACCUCCAAGCACAUCUACCAGCCGUACCCCUCAGGGACCGACGUGCCUUUUGGACCUCCACUUAACAUAGAGAUUUUGCACCAGGUUCUUGAUUUACAGACGGCCAUCGAAAACAUUACUGCACUGUGUAACAACCAGACUGUGAUGCUUCGGGACAUCUGCUUGGCCCCGCUCUCACCGUAUAACAAGAACUGCACCAUUCUGAGCGUGUUAAAUUACUUCCAGAACAGCCAUUCCGUGCUGGACCACAAAGUAGGGGACGAGUUCUACACGUACGCAGACUACCACACACACUUCCUGUACUGUGUACGGGCUCCCACCUCUCUGAAUGAUACAAGCCUGCUCCACGACCCGUGUCUGGGUACGUUUGGUGGACCCGUGUUCCCGUGGCUCGUGUUAGGAGGCUACGAUGAUCAAAACUACAAUAACGCCACCGCCCUCGUGAUUACCUUUCCUGUCAAUAAUUACUACAACGACACAGAGAAGCUGCAGAGGGCCCAGGCCUGGGAAAGAGAGUUUAUUAAUUUUGUGAAAAAUUAUGAGAACCCAAAUCUGACCAUUUCUUUCACUGCUGAACGAAGUAUUGAAGAUGAGCUAAACCGUGAAAGCAGCAGCGAUGUCCUCACUAUUGUCAUUAGCUAUGCCAUCAUGUUUUUCUACAUUUCCGUUGCCUUGGGGCACAUCAAAAGCUGCAGCAGACUUCUGGUGGACUCGAAGAUCUCACUGGGCGUCGCAGGCAUCCUGAUUGUGCUGAGCUCAGUGGCAUGCUCCUUGGGCAUCUUCAGCUACGUUGGGAUCCCGCUCACCCUCAUUGUGAUCGAAGUCAUCCCAUUCCUGGUGCUGGCUGUGGGGGUGGACAACAUCUUCAUUCUGGUCCAGACUUACCAGAGAGAUGAACGUCAUCAAGGGGAAACACUGGAUCAACAAGUGGGCAGGGUCCUGGGGGAAGUGGCUCCUAGUAUGUUCCUGUCAUCCUUUUCAGAGACUGCGGCGUUUUUCUUAGGAGGCUUGUCGGUGAUGCCAGCCGUUCACACCUUCUCUCUCUUUGCGGGAAUGGCCGUCUUCAUCGACUUCCUCCUUCAGAUGACGUGUUUUGUGAGUCUCCUGGGAUUAGACAUUAAGCGUCAAGAGAAGAAUCGGCUGGACAUCCUUUGCUGUGUGAGAGGCGCUGACGACGGAGCAAGUGUCCAGGCCUCCGAGAGCUGCUUGUUUCGGUUCUUUAAAAACUCCUAUUCCCCGCUUCUGCUUAAGGACUGGAUGCGGCCGAUUGUGGUAGCCAUUUUCGUGGGGGUCCUGUCAUUCAGUAUCGCAGUGCUGAACAAAGUGGAAAUUGGAUUGAGUCAGUCUCUUUCAAUGCCAGAUGACUCUUACGUAAUGGAUUACUUCAAGUCCCUCAGCCAGUACCUCCAUGCGGGUCCUCCUGUGUACUUUGUCCUGGAGGAAGGGCAUGACUAUACGUCCCUGAGAGGACAGAACAUGGUGUGUGGCGGCAUGGGGUGCGAUAACGAUUCCCUGGUCCAACAGUUAUUUAACGCGGCCGAGCUGGACAGCUAUACCCGAGUAGGCUUUGCUCCCUCGUCCUGGAUUGAUGAUUAUUUCGAUUGGGUCAAGCCUCAGUCAUCUUGCUGUAGAGUCUCCAAUAUCACAGAACAAUUCUGCAACGCUUCAGUGGUCGACCCUACCUGCGUGCGCUGCCGGCCCCUCACCCCGGAGGGCAAACAGCGGCCCCAGGGUAAAGACUUCAUGAAAUUCCUGCCCAUGUUCCUUUCUGACAACCCCAACCCCAAGUGCGGCAAAGGGGGACAUGCUGCAUAUGGUUCGGCAGUUAAUAUCCUUGGUAAUAACACUAGUGUCGGAGCCACAUACUUCAUGACCUCCCACACAGUGCUGCAGACCUCUGCAGACUUCAUCGAUGCCAUGAAGAAAGCCCGAUUGAUAGCCAGUAACAUCACCGAAACCAUGGGCCGUAAAGGAAGUAAUUACCGCGUAUUUCCAUACAGUGUGUUUUAUGUCUUCUACGAGCAGUACCUGACCAUUAUUGAUGACACCAUCUUUAACCUCGGCGUGUCCCUGGGAGCGGUAUUUUUGGUGACCUUUGUUCUCCUGGGCUGUGAGCUGUGGUCAGCAGUGAUCAUGUGCGUCACCAUUGCCAUGAUCUUGGUCAACAUGUUUGGGGUCAUGUGGCUGUGGGGCAUCAGCCUGAAUGCUGUGUCCUUGGUCAACUUGGUUAUGAGCUGUGGCAUUUCCGUGGAGUUCUGCAGCCACAUUACGAGGGCGUUCACCGUGAGCACCAAGGGGAGCCGCGUGAGCCGCGCGGAAGAGGCGCUGUCACACAUGGGCAGUUCUGUGUUCAGUGGAAUCACACUAACAAAAUUUGGAGGGAUUGUGGUGUUGGCCUUUGCCAAAUCUCAAAUUUUCCAGAUUUUUUACUUCCGGAUGUAUUUAGCUAUGGUCUUAUUGGGAGUCACUCACGGAUUAAUAUUCCUCCCCGUCUUACUCAGUUAUAUAGGACCAUCGAUAAAUAAAGCCAAAAGCAGCGCCACUCAAGAGCAAUACAGAGGUACAGAGCGGGAACGACUCCUCAAUUUCUAGCCCUCUGAGAAGGCUCGGUGACUUUGCC